Solanum verrucosum is the source of this 2148-nucleotide messenger RNA. RefSeq names its product protein LNK1-like. Bases 112 to 1773 code for a protein of 553 amino acids. The transcript is spliced from 5 exons. The record is from RefSeq and is a predicted model, not a curated record. Gene Ontology annotation, biological process: regulation of DNA-templated transcription; circadian rhythm. NCBI's taxonomy places the organism in Eukaryota, Viridiplantae, Streptophyta, Magnoliopsida, Solanales, Solanaceae.
AGAAACCCUGGUAUGAAGUAAUUGGUUUGUUAAGAACCAUAGGAGGUCAAUCUACUCUUAAAUAUAAUAAUCAGCAGAAGGGCAAAGAAGUUCCUCCUUUGAAUAAGGACAAUGUUGGAGAAGGACUCAGGGGCUGAUAGGCUUGAUUGCGUGUUCCCUUCUAAACAUGAUAAGGACUCUGUUGAAGAAGUUUCAAGUUUAUCAUCUGAGAAUACUAGGACAUCAAAUGAUUGCUCCAGAAGUAACAAUGUCGACUCCAUUAGCAGUGAAGUUUAUCCCAAUGACCUCACUCUGGAUGACAAGAAUGCUGCAGUUAGGGAAAACUUGCAUAGCUAUCCUCUUGGUCCCAUUUCUCAGGCAGAUGAUGAUCUCGGUUUUUUUGAUAGUAAUCAUGAGGAUAAAAACACUACCGAGCUCUUAUAUUAUAACUUGCCUGAGAUGGAAAAUUUUGAGGAUCUUGACAGGAUGUUCAGAAGUUGUGAUUCAACGUUUGGACUUGGAGCUAGUAUUGAAGAUGACCUUGGUUGGUUUUCGUCAUCUGAUGUUAUUGAAGGAUCUGGAGGUGGAUUGAGGUCAGAUUGUGAGUUUCCCUUCUCAACAUCCAGUGCACUUGAAAAUAUCUCUGGAAUGCAGGAAGCUUCCAGGCCAAAGGAAACAGACAGUUCAAUUAAUGAUUCUGGCGCUAAAGAUCAACCCUUUAGUCAGACUGGCAGUUCAAUGCCAUCAGAGGAUGAAUCAGCCGUUCCGAGUCAUCUAUCUUUUGCAAAUGGCUCAAGUGAUUCAGAUUUCAAGAUAGUGCCCAAAAAGAAGAUUAAUCUUCACCAAAUUAACUCUAAGCUCCAGAAUCGAUCUGAGGGAAAAAGAAAACAUGUUUACCUGGAAAAUGGGGAGACAUUCAACUAUAUUGAUAGCCUUCCAGAAGAGAGAAGGCAUCCUACUGCAAUCACUGGAUCUCAGGCUUUCACAUCCACAGGUAUUCAGCAGCACAAGCAAGUUGAUGGAUCUGAUUUUGGGUAUUUUCAGGAUGGCUUUUCUUACUUAUCUUCAGAUUACAGUCAUUCAGAUCAGACUACGGUUUGUCCAACCCUAUCCACAAUUAAAUCUAAAAAAACCAGUCUCGUGCCUCUUUCUGCUAAGGACUCCUGUGCGACAAAUCAGAUGCAGUUGAUGGAAAGCUUACCUGAUCCUUCUUUUCAGGUGGAUGGUAUAGGAACAAAUGAAAAUAUGGUGGACAAGCUACUUCACCAUUCUGUAAUUAAGCAUGAAAACAACAGGGAUCUUGGAAGUGUCAGCACGGGAAUUCCAGCAGAAGUAGGUUCCUCUAUUGUAAAGGAGAGCUCUUGCACAAGCUCCGGGUUGAAUGAAAUUUCUGAGGAGGCAGAUAGUUUUCAUCAGCUUCAACAUGUCAUGGAACGGUUGGAUAUAAGAACAAAGCUACGCAUAAAGGAUAGCUUGUAUCGGUUGGCUCAGAGUGCUGAACAAAGGCUUAGACAUGCUAAUCUCAAUAAUGGAUCUGGUGAUGAAAGAUGCACAAGCGGAGCAUUUGUUGACGAUGGAGAGUACAGGUGCACAGGAUAUUUGGACAUGGAGACAGACACAAACUCUAUAGAUCGAUCUAUUGCUCAUUUGCUCUUCCACAGGCCUUCAAACUCAUCUGCGAUAGCUGAUUCUUUGGUUUUGAAGUCACCUUCCAUGGUAGGUGUUUCUGCAUAUGCUUCCAAAUUUCAUGUUCAACAAUCUCUAUCUCAAACAUACCCUGCAACUUGUCAAUGAACAGAUUUUCGAGACUUUACUCAGCCCACCAGUGAUUGAUGAGAACUUGAUUUCUGCUGGAGAAAAUGCAGCCAAACCAGAUAAAGGCAUGAAAUAUUAAAGAGGCCUCGAUACAAAUGGGUUGUGUUUACUUUCAAUUUAUGUCGCUUGGACUCGCCUACAUGUAUGUGUAUGUAAGUAUCUGCUACGGAUACUUAUAUAGUUUUUGUUGUUUAGUGUAAUUCGAAGAAUCAGCACAAAGUAUGAGAAUGAGGGUCUAUGUCAAAUAGCUUCCAAUUACUCGUGUGUUUGUGUAUGAGAAUUAACAAGAAUCUCAAAUGAGAAAUUAUUUCAUGUUUGUAACACGCUCGUGUGUUUCAUGAUUUUGAUGUUUUA